Molecule: messenger RNA, 2055 nt
Organism: Elephantulus edwardii (Cape elephant shrew)
Lineage: Eukaryota; Metazoa; Chordata; Mammalia; Macroscelidea; Macroscelididae
Gene: NLRP10
Product: NLR family, pyrin domain containing 10
Exons: 2
Coding region: 1-2055 (684 amino acids)
Biological process (GO): positive regulation of inflammatory response
Cellular component (GO): cytoplasm
Source: RefSeq, a predicted model, not a curated record
AUGACUCUGUCUCGUGGCCCCGAGGAGACAUUGCUGUUUGCCUUGAACGACCUUGAGGACGAAAGCUUCAAGACCUUAAAGUUCCACUUGAGGAUCAUGACCCCAAGGGACGGUCAUCAGCAGCUGACUCGAGGAGAGCUGCAAGACCUGAAACGCGUGGAACUGGCCUCUCGACUCAUUCAAAUAUAUGGAGCAUAUGAGGCCGUGAAAAUUGUGCUUGAGAGUUUGAAAAAGAUGAAUCUGUUGGAACUCGUGGGCCAGCUCAGCCUUGUUUGUCUGAAUGAUUACAGAGAAAAAUACCGAGAGCACGUGCGCUGCCUUGAGGAGAAACAAGAAGUGGGCAUCAACGGCAGUUACAAUCACCUGCUCCUGGUGAGUGGAUCCAGCUCAGGAAGCCCAGAAGUAUCCACCUGCCCGACUCUGGAGCAGGAACUGGUGUUAGUGGAGGAUCUGUUUGGCUCCGGGGAAAGGCAUCACACAUCCACAGUGGUGCUACAGGGUCUUGCUGGCACAGGUAAAACAACACUGGCAAGAAAAAUGGUACUGGACUGGGCCAGGGGCACUCUCUUCAUGGGCCGGUUUGAUUAUGUCUUUUACGUGAGCUGCAGGGAAGUGGUUUUGCUGCGAGGGUGCAAACUGGAGCAGCUUCUCUGCUGGUGUUGUGGGGACAAUCAAGCACCUGUUGAAGAGAUUCUGAGACAUCCAGAACGUCUCCUAUUCAUCUUGGAUGGCUUUGAUGAGCUGCAGAAGUCCUUUGCUGAGCAGUUGAUGAAGUCAAGUUUGAGUUCCAAAGAAUGUGAGCUGCAUCUUCUAAUUAAAAGAACAAUACUUUGCAAGUCCUCUCUUUUCAUCACAAUUCGGCCCCUGGCUUUGCAGAAUCUGAGGGGCUUGUUGAAAAAACCGCGUUAUGUCCAUAUUUUAGGCUUCUCUGAGGAGGAGAAGAGACGGUAUUUCAGCUUCUAUUUCACAGAUGAGGAGCAAGCCAGAAAUGCCUUUGACAUUGUACAAAGAUAUAAAGUUCUUCAUAAAGAAUGCCAAGUUCCAGGUAUUUGCUGGAUGGUGUGUUCCUGGAUAAAAAGACAGAUGGAGAGAGGUAGGGAAAUAUCAAACAUCUUUAGGAAUAGCACUGACAUUUACAUGGCUUAUGUCUCCACCUUCUUGCCACCUAAUGACGAUGGGGAUGGCUUGAACCUUCCCCGGUACAGUGCCCUGACUGGUCUGUGCACUUUGGCGACCGAGGGGAUCCAGAAGCAGCAGUUUCUGUUUGAAGAAGCUGACCUCAGGAAGCACAAUUUAGAUGGACCCUGGCUUGCUGAUUUCCUGAGCAGCAUUGACUACCACGAGGGAUUUGCCGUUAAAAGGUUCUACAGCUUCCGCCAUAUUAGCUUCCAGGAAUUUUUUCAUGCCAUUUCCUACUUGGUGAAAGAGGAGCACAAUCAGCUGGGCCAGGAGUCCCACAGCGAAUUGAAGAGGCUUCUGGAUACAAAGAGUGACGAUAGGACUCUUGAUGUACGGUUCUUGUUGGAAAUACUGAAAAAUGGGGAGACUGCUUCCAUCUUGGAGCUAAAGUUAUGCUUCAAAAUUUCUUCCACAAUAACGCAGAAUCUGAAGGAUUUAAAAAAGCAACUGGAAUCUAUGAGACAUAGUAGACCCUGGAAUUUGGAAUUCUCCCUGAAUGGGUCUAAAAUAAAGGACCUAAAGAAUAGUGUUCAGAUGAGUGAAGCAUCAUUUUCGUGGAAAAAUAAAAAUGUAAGUCAAGGAUCCAAAGGACGCUCAUUUUCUGUCAAAACCAGCUUGAGAAAUGAGCAGGAAGAGGAAGAAAAAAGUCAUCCUAUGGACAAAGAAAAUGAAGCAGGAACUCAAAAUGAGACUUCUAACGGGAAAGACAGAGACACUAGAGACAAGAGAGUUAUGAGCAGUUGGGUGGAGAAGUGCGUAAAUGGAAACAAUAGAGAUGAAGUGGCAGAGGAAUGUUGGGUUACAGAGACAGGAACAUUGGGGAAAGCAAGACAGAGCAAAAAAGACAGAAGCAAUAAGACUGAUAAUGGGUUCUGA